UUGACUGUCGCUUACUUUUUCUGCCUUUUUUAUAACAAAUCGAAAUUCUGCCUAAAUAAUAUGCCCGCUUUAUUGGUGAAAAUUUGCAGUUAAACAAAUUUGUUGCAGAAAUCGAAGGAUCACAGAUCUGCUGCCAUGGAUCAGUUGUCGAUCAAACAGAAGGUCUUAAUUCGUCGUUCGGACGGCAGAGUCCACUUGGCGGAGAUUAUCAAACUGGAGGGCGGUAGCAUCAACCUGGUUACGGUGGAAUGGCCUGAAGGACAUACGGUGCGUGGUAAGGAUCUGCCCCUGGAGCUGGUGAUCCUGUUGAAUCCCCAGAUCUUCGAUCCGCCCCGCUGCAGUGGCAAUGCCACAUCAACCAAUCAAACUGCCUCAAUACCGCCACGUUCCAUGAAACAACGCAUGGCGGCUGGCAGUUUGUCACCUGGAUUGGCCACGGCCACGCCCCGCCAGCUGACGCCUUCGGUUCGAGAGGACGAUGUGGUGAACCAGGCUGACAGGAUGCGAAAGGAACGGGAACGGAGGCGUGAAGUGCAGUUCAGGACGCGUCAAGAGCGGGAGCAGGUGAAGCGCCAAGAUGCGGGAAAUGCCAACUGGGAGAUAGCCAAAAUGAUACGAGUGCAACGUGUGCAACUGGAGAAUCAACUGUCAAAUGGCAAAACUGCAAGCGAUCGAUUCAAGGGGCACCAAAUUGUGGUUUGUGUGAGGAAGAGGCCACUGCGCCGCAAGGAGCUGACUGAUCGGGAACUGGAUGUGGUCAGCGUUCUGUCCAAGGACACGUUGGUGGUCCACGAGCCCCGAAAGCAUGUGAACCUGGUCAAGUUCCUGGAGAACCAUAGCUUUCGUUUCGAUUACGUCUUCAACGAAGAUUGCUCAAACGCCACGGUAUACGAGUUCACAGCCCGUCCCUUGAUAAAGCACAUUUUUGAUGGCGGAAUGGCCACGUGUUUCGCCUACGGACAAACCGGAAGCGGCAAGACCCAUACGAUGGGUGGCAAGUUCCCCGGAAGUCAGCAGAGCUCAAUAGAUGGCAUCUAUGGGAUGGCCGCCAGGGAUGUAUUCGCCACUCUGAAGACGGCUCCCUAUAACAGCCGGAAGUUAAGCGUAUCCUGCAGCUUCUUCGAGAUCUACGGCACCCGGGUAUACGAUCUCCUGAUGCCUGGCAAGCCGCAAUUACGCGUCCUGGAAGAUGGCAACCAGCAGGUGCAAGUGAUGGGCCUAACGCAGAAUCCAGUAAAGAACACCGGCGAUGUUCUUGAACUACUCGAGAUGGGCAAUAGUGUUCGUACCUCGGGCCAUACCUCAGCCAAUUCCAAGUCCUCCCGAUCGCAUGCGGUAUUCCAAAUCGUGCUGAGAUCCGAGACGAAAGACCAGCUACACGGGAAAUUCUCGUUAAUAGAUCUGGCCGGGAAUGAAAGAGGAGCGGAUAACAGCUCGGCGGAUCGGGUGACGCGCCUGGAAGGAUCCGAGAUCAACAAGUCGCUGCUGGUCCUCAAGGAGUGCAUUCGCGCUCUGGGUCGCCAAUCGAGUCACUUGCCCUUCCGUGGCUCCAAGUUGACCCAAGUGCUGCGCGACUCCUUUAUUGGUGGCAAGAAGGUGAAAACCUGCAUGAUAGCCAUGAUCUCGCCGGGCUUGCAUUCGGUGGAGCAUACCUUGAAUACCCUACGUUAUGCGGAUCGGGUGAAGGAAUUGAGUGUGGAGUCGAUGGCUCCCAAACGGAAUCAGGAUCCCAACCUGGAAAGCACCUCAAUGCCAGAUAUCAUCAGCCAGUCAUCCAGCCAGCGACCCUUUCCAUCUGCCUCCUCCUCAUCGCUGCCAGGUGCGGCAAACCAAGCGCAGAAAGACAUUAAUGCCACGAAUGACUUAAACGGAGCCCAGAAACGAGAAUCCAUGCCCACUUCUCCCACAUCCGGACAGCAGCUGAUCCAAAGAAAGGGGCGCUCCGCACAGGAAGUUUCCAUGAUGCUGGCCAAAUCCUUGGCGCGAUUCCGAGGGCGCAACUUUCCCUAAAACUCAUGACUCAAAUCCCUAAUCGAUUUCUACAGCAAGUUAUUCAAAUUAAAAAGUUUGUCAAAAUUAUUUGUUAUCUAAAUAAAUGGUAUAUGAUUGCAAAAA
Drosophila santomea is the source of this 2115-nucleotide messenger RNA. RefSeq names its product kinesin-like protein Klp59C (gene Klp59C). The transcript has a single exon. The record is from RefSeq and is a predicted model, not a curated record. The coding region runs from base 136 to 2010 and encodes 624 amino acids. Gene Ontology annotation, biological process: microtubule-based movement. NCBI's taxonomy places the organism in Eukaryota, Metazoa, Arthropoda, Insecta, Diptera, Drosophilidae. Gene Ontology annotation, molecular function: microtubule binding; microtubule motor activity; ATP binding.